GAGCAUUAGGGAAAAAUGAAUGAGAUUCCUUGCGCCUCCAUGUUGAGGCUGUGUCACUGUUUUAUCUCGAUUUGUAGUGUUCACUUUGUUUCCAUGAUAGCAGCUGAAUCAAGUUUUGUUUUUAGAAACAUGGCUGAGGCUUCUGACUUGUUGGAUUGGCCUAAGAAGGACAACCGUCGUUUUCUCCAUGCUGUCUACCGCGUUGGUGAUCUUGAUCGCACCAUCCAGUUUUACACUGACUGCUUUGGUAUGAAGCUGUUGAGGAAAAGAGAUAUCCCUGAGGAGAAGUAUUCUAAUGCUUUUAUGGGAUUCGGACCCGAAACAUCUAACUUUGUUGUGGAGCUGACAUAUAAUUAUGGAGUUAGCUCAUAUGAUAUUGGAACUGGAUUUGGGCAUUUUGCCAUUUCAACUCAAGAUGUUUCCAAAAUUGUUGAGAACGUCCGUGCCAAGGGUGGAAAUGUCACUAGGGAACCUGGUCCAGUCAAAGGUGGAAACAGCAUCAUUGCGUUUGUGAAGGACCCUGAUGGUUACACUUUUGAGCUCAUCCAGAGAGGUCCAACUCCUGAACCACUCUGUCAAGUCAUGCUUCGUGUUGGUGAUCUUGACCGUGCCAUCAAAUUCUAUGAAAAGGCCCUUGGGAUGAGACUCUUGAGAAAGAUUGAGAGACCUGAAUACAAGUACACCAUAGGUAUGAUGGGAUAUGCUGAAGAAUACGAAUCCAUAGUUUUGGAGCUGACAUACAACUACGAUGUGACUGAGUACACAAAGGGCAAUGCGUAUGCACAGAUUGCAAUAGGUACUGAUGAUGUGUACAAGAGCGGUGAAGUUGUGAAGAUAGCCAACCAAGAGCUAGGAGGAAAGAUCACUAGAGAAGCCGGACCCCUUCCUGGAAUCGGCACCAAGAUUGUCUCAUUCCUCGAUCCAGAUGGCUGGAAAACGGUACUGGUAGACAACAAAGAUUUUCUCAAGGAGCUGGAAUGAGGAGAGCUAUGAUGGUCGAGAUCACGAAACCAUUCUCAGAAAAAAUGUGAUCGUAAAAAUAAAGGAAGCUUCUAGUAUUUGAUCUAAAAUAAGAGGAAUGUGGUUUUAGUUUUGUGUCGUGCUUUGUGUGCUUGUUCCUUUUGUCUUUGAGACUUUGAGCUAAACUCUCUACUAUGAACUUGAAUAAUAAUAUUUCCACCACCUUGAGGCUUUGGUGUGCUCUUUUCGGUUA
Molecule: messenger RNA, 1213 nt
Organism: Capsella rubella
Lineage: Eukaryota; Viridiplantae; Streptophyta; Magnoliopsida; Brassicales; Brassicaceae
Product: lactoylglutathione lyase GLX1
Exons: 8
Coding region: 16-981 (321 amino acids)
Cellular component (GO): cytoplasm
Molecular function (GO): metal ion binding; lactoylglutathione lyase activity
Source: RefSeq, a predicted model, not a curated record